This is a messenger RNA of Mesocestoides corti, 465 nucleotides long. Lineage: Eukaryota; Metazoa; Platyhelminthes; Cestoda; Cyclophyllidea; Mesocestoididae. The record is from the annotation of a GenBank genome assembly.
AUGUCGAGUCUAGAACUAGGUCGGAAAUUGGAAAAUGAUUUUGAUUAUAACAACUGUGUCAAAGAUGCGGACAUUUAUGUACGAAUGGGUAAAAUCGUUCAUUUUGAUGUUAGCAUCAUCUUGCAAGCCCUAACCAUCACUGCAGCGAUCACUACUGGCUUAACGCUGUAUACUAUGCAAACGAAGCGCGAUUUUUCUUCAUGGGGAGCCUGCAUCGGGGCCUUGUUGAUGGCUGUCUUCCUCGGCGGGAUUACUAAUGUCUUUUUUGGCUCUCCCGCCAUCCACCUGGCUUUGUCAAUCGCGGGUGCCUUCAUAUUUGCCUGUCUGUUGAUCUUCGACACACAAAUGAUCAUGCAGCGCUUCUCGGCCGAAGAGUACAUCGCUGCUUCGAUUACCCUCUACCUGGACAUCCUGAAUCUGUUUCUUUACAUUCUACGCAUUCUGCAAGCUACCAAUAACAACUGA